AUGAAGGCCAUGAUGCCGGCAUUCCGACUAAAAAGCAAUUUUCUCACAAUCGAGCCUGGCAAGCGAGGCCGAAUCCUGUUGGAAUGGAUACCACGUAGCGCCGAUGGAAGACACGCUUUUGACAACACCAUACGCUUUGCCUUGUCCGUGGAAGAAUGUGGUUUGGUGUUGGAUCAACUAGGCAAGAAUAACAACGUCCUUUUGACGUGCCGAGUGCCACCGUCUGAAGAAUCCUCCAUGGAAGAUGUACCCGACAAAGUGUUGCAAAUUAUUGCUGGCCAAGGUGGUAUGGCUAAUUUCAAGGUGGAUUUCGAACUUGGCGGCGUUGGUGGACAAUCGGCGGCAGCUCAUGGAAAUCCAAACAUUGUGUGA
Seminavis robusta is the source of this 372-nucleotide messenger RNA. The record is from the annotation of a GenBank genome assembly. Lineage: Eukaryota; Bacillariophyta; Bacillariophyceae; Naviculales; Naviculaceae.